UGCUAUUGUGGGUGGACGCACAUUAGUCGCCCUGUUUAACCAUGGAGCUAUUUCGUUGUGAGCCGGGGUCCACAACACAGACAGUAUGGCUUUAAAGACGUAUGCAGACUGGGAGGAUGCUGUGAGAGUCGCCCAGGUCACCUAUGACCACUCGCAGGCUAAGAUGGUCACAAAAACAAAGACGGUACGGAAGUCGAGGAAAAUGGCUUUCCUCUCCGUGCUCUCACUGACCAAGGGUGGCGUUUCAUCAAAGCAAAGCAUCAACAAGCACCCCACUUCUCCGCCAAAGAGGAUAAAACAAAGAGUGAACAAAUCCGCAGGAAAGAUGUGUGUGAAACAGGGAAGUGCGUGCUGCAUACAGAUAAUAAUUGAUACUCCACUCGUGUCAACAGUUUGCCUGCAACUUCCUUCUUCAACCUCGAUUCUAGCUGUGAAAGAACUACUUCAAGAUAGGCUUGGAAUCAGUCCUGAAAAACAACAUCUUUGUACGAAGAGAGGAUUUGAGCUCUGUGACGCACUUUCACUAGCGGAUCACAGUAUUCAGCAAAAUGCCAACAUAGAAUUGCGCCUUGUCUCCGGCUUGAUGGGUGGAACACGGAAGCAAAAAGACAAAGCAGAGCAGCGGUCACCAGAUUUUUCGAGUAAAGAAAGAAUCCCUGAUCAUGGAAGACAAGAUGAUACUCAGCAAGACCCAACUGCACCUGAUGAACAACCAUCAUCCUGUACCAGCAACACAUGGGAAAACACCGUCAUGCAGGGCCACUCAGAAGGCAUCACAUUUGGGGAAGUACACUCACGUACCAAUGUCUAUGCAUUACCAAUUACUGCAUGCGUUUCAAGAGAUGACAGGAUCGAUGAUUAUUUGACAACAGCCGUAAUCGAUACCCUGAAACUACUGGCAAGUCAGUCUGGAGUGAAUGAUGUGAAAAAAAUGUUCAACGACGUUUUGGAGGCAUGUGCCGGAGAAAUGUAUCGAGUAGAGUUUGGGCCCUUGAGGUUUAUUACGCAUGUCGAAAGUCGUGCCGGCCUUGAAAAACUGUGGGCUAUGUUCUCCACCGGGGAGCUCGCGCAGAAGCUAACUAAGGUCCUAAUAACAGAUGAACUUACAACAGAGGAGAAAAGUAGUAUCGUCAUUCAGGUAGAAAUACUUCGAGAACAUUACGAGGAGGGAUGCCAAUUCUUUGAAGAAUUACCAGAAGAGACUACUUCGGCGGAUCAACCGGUGCAUAUGUCUGAGUGGUCCAAAUACGACGUGAAACACUGGCUAAAAACUAUUGGUGUAUCAGAUGUGGUCAUUGAUAAAGUAUUCGACGAGGCAAUUGACGGGAGGGUGUUAAUCUUGUAUACAUCAAAUGAUCUGCAAGAAGAUUUCAACAUGAACAAGCGAGACUUACGUCUCAUUUUGUACAAACGGGAAGCCUUAAAACGCCAACCCAAGUUGAGUCCAAACCCAAAAGAGAAAGAAGUUGUUGAGUACAAAGCAGAACGUGCACUGGUUCAAGUACAUCCGAUUCAGACAUCCCCAAGCCCAUCUGACACAAAAACAAAUCAAACUGUAACCGAUAUGCCAGAACUGUCAGUUCGGCCUAAAAUACCAAAAUCCAAAGCGAUAUCUUUACUAAAGAGGGGGCAUCUGGAGACAAAACACACUCAACCAGUUCAACGUCUUCAUCAGAAUAUCGCUAAGGUACCCAACGUUCAAGAUGACCCCUUAAACCCUGCAAAAGGAUUUGAACUUUCUUUAGAUUUACCUUCUGAAUAUAAAGGAGCCCAUGUUUCACCACAAAGACUAUUGACAGCCAAAAGUGGGCAAGAUCCUCUUGAGGUGACUCAAAAGAUGAUGGAAUUAAUUUCACUAGCUCCUCAACCAUCUACAGACAACCAACAACAAGAUGUUGCAUUCAUGAUACUUGGCAAAUCUCGAGCCCAAGAACAGGGGUCAAAUCCUUCCUUACAGGUCAAUUACCCAGAACAAUAUCGCGACGAAAAUGGAAAAUUGACGCCAGGGGAUCAUGAAGCAAGCUCAAUUUCGCCUACUACACUGGAUGCAUCACCGAGAACAAAUGUGGAAUUUGACGAUGCACAAAUUCAUGAUGACAAAAACUCUGACAAGGUAAAAGAGCAAGCUCGUGAUCAGGGAACACCAUCACAAGCGUGUCGAAACGCAGCAUCGUCCAGCAAAUUUGCUUUGCCUGUAACAAAGUUCAGUCAAAGUGACGAAGCUAAGGUUCGCUUACUUCUUACAGGAGAUGAACGUGGAGAGCUUUCCCAAUCGUUAUACUCCGUUCUCGUAGCAAAUAAGCUGGACGCCCCAAGUGAACCUACUGAAUCUAGAAUUGACAUCAUUGCCCAACAGUUUGAAUUCAUCAAGUCCAUCAAAUGGACAAGCGUCUUGGACUUUGAUUCACAGUCUCUGUCGGAUGGACUGUGUAAGCUCUACCAUGAGAAUAGAAUGGUCACUCUUCAACAACCGGACUUGUUCAAAAACAUCGAGUCAGAAGAAGAUCUGCGAACCAGUAUCGGAUUUCCUGAAAAGACACUUUGGCUUUUCGCUAACGGUCGAGAGGACAACCCAACCAUCGAGAGCCCUCCCAUGGAUCUGCAAGAAUGGAACAAAGAACGUAGCCGAGAUGUAGAAGCAUCAAUCUCUUUCUUCUCUCAGCCUUCGGUUAUACCAAAAGGACGUGCUGCUAUUGUGUUCUUGCUCCUGUCCGAUCAGGACCUGGGAAUCGUCUGUGACAUUUUCAGAAAAAUGUCUUCAUCUUUUCAAGGCAUACAAAAUAUCACAUGUAUCGCUGAAGAUGAGAGUGUUUAUGCACAGUUUGUAAAAGGUGUGGAAAAGUGGUUUAGCAAGGCUGAAAUCGAUGAGAGGAGUGUGGUUGGACUGAAAUGGCAAGAUAUCAACCGCAUUGUCAUGCGAAUGAACGGUGUGAACAAAAUCGAAGCCUACGAACUCCCUACACACAUUCCAGAAAAGUGUUUCCUUUCUGAGAAACAAAAGGACGAAUGGAAUGAUAUAACCGUUGUUUGCAAAAAUGAGUGCGAAAACACCGAUAUGAACGAAUCUAACCCGGGUUAUCGACGGUUUGCAGAAAAGAAAGAAUUGAACUUUUAUCGCGGUGCCAAAGUUGACUGGUGGAAUUUUGCCAUCGGAGAAAAAGAAAUGAAUCUUCAUAGACGUUGCGGCCACGUGCUGAAGCGAAAAGGAUUCGGAGACGUACUAAGGAAAGUCCGUAAACCCCUGGACAGUUCAAAUACUGAGGACAGUUUAAUUGUCACUGUGACACUCCUUCAUCAGCCAGGUGCCGGGGGUAGCACGUUAGCACGCCAUAUUUUGUGGGAGCUCCGCCAAGAAUUCCGUUGUAUUGUCGUCAACACGGUCACUGGCAAUACUGCAAGUCAGAUAAUGGAGGUGAGACGGCAUGGAUAUGAAAAAGGUUGCAAUCAGAAAAUCCCUGCUGUAUGUGUACUCGUGGAUGACCUCGAUGAUGUUGAGCUUCUAGACUUGAUUGAUGAGGUGAAGGAAGUUUCUAGAGAUAUCCAGCUCGAUGGUGGGGCAGUUUGUGUCGUCCUGCGCUGUAAGCGUUGUGCGGAGCCAGAAACGUUAACAGACGGUGAAAGGAGAGAGUUGUACAUUGCUUUGACUCAAAAGCUUGACGCCCGAGAAAAGGAAUGGCUGGAGCGAAAGUACCGUGAAUUACAAUUAAAGGAGAAAGAAUUACAAUCUACCGAGUACAAACCUGAACAUCUCCUCGCAUUUAUGGUGAUGCUGAAAGAAUUCGACAAGGACUAUAUAACUCAUGUUGUGUCGGAGAUUCUUGGUGGAAUCUCUGAGAACGAAUUCAAGUUGAUAAAGCUAUGUGCGUUUCUGAAUUCCUACAGACCAGAGGCCGCCAUUCCUAUUUCCUGUUGCGACUCAAUGAUGGACAGAAAGAUACUAGUCAGUGGCAGAACGCGUGUACACUCGAGACCCUGGGAAGGUUCAGUGUCCUCCUCGUUCAAGAUCAUGGUGGUCGUGGAAAACAACGAACUUAGGAUCUUCCAUGAGAGAAUAGCAAAAGAAACUUUGGAGCAGAUCCAGAUGGUUACAAAUCAGUCCCUUACAGAGGUUGCACUGGAGUUUUUGAAUUGUGAACUGUUUAGUUCGUGGUCAUAUUCCAAAGAAACCCUCGUUAAAGCAACGCAUGACCUACUUGUCAGGAGAAAAAGGAUCCGAUUCGGUGAUGACACCGAGACAGACUUUGCGGUUAUCAUUCAAGAUAUUUACGAGAAUCAUGGACCUGAAAAAGCAAUCGAGAUCCUCCAAGUAGGCUUUGAGAAGCUGGAAGAUGCAUUCAUCGCUCAGCAGCUUGCGCGACUUUGUCUUAAGGAGCACAACAUUGGGAUGGCACAUAUCUAUGCUGACAAAGCAGUGACGCUUGAACCCCAAAACUGCUACUUCGUUGAUACUAAGGGCAGAAUUUACAAAACAGAGAUGUGGGAUAUCGUGUCAAAGCGUAUGGAAGAACAGCAAGUUAUCGAUGAUAAAGAAUGCGAUAAGUUACUUUCCCUUGCAUACCAUGCAAUGGACGCCUUCCACAAAACAUACGACGUUUCUAAAAAAGGAAGGGAGAUCGAGUACACGGGUUUGUAUGCCGAAGUAGAUGUUGCCUUCAGAUUACUGCAGGUCAUUUACACUUGUGUAGAGCCCUUCAGAACAAAAGGUGGACAAAAAUAUUUGCAGGAAUACCUUCUGCAAUUGAUCAACCCUUCAGAUCCAAGCUAUCCAAAACUGAGUGAAGACUGUCAUGGCCGCAUCAUGACUUUGAAAAACCGAAUAGACUCUGUGCUAAACUUACUUGAUGACACCUCAACAUUCUGCAAGGGAGAUCCCACAAAUGAGCAACAGAAACUUGAUGAGAUGAAAGAUCGCUUGAAGGAGUACUUCAGAAUAUACGAAAGAUACUAUGGAGAACCAAAGCCGAUACAACAAAAUCGGUAUCGAAAUCCUAGAAGUCUUGCCGAAUCUCGACGUCGGCAAGUCAAGCAAGCCAGUUGUGGUACCUUUCGUGAAAUAUUUGACCUUGCUCGAAAUAAGGGAUUGCAGAAGCUCAAAGAAUCUUACAAACUGCUGUUAGAGAACUCAGAUCAGUACAACUUUUUCGACUUGAAGCAUCUUGUUUGCAUACACUUGGCGCUCUCCUCAGCUGGGGAGCAAUUAUUGCCAGCUGAUGAGGUGUAUCAGCAGUUUGUUCGGCCGUUGAAUGCCAAAGAUCACCGCAAAACAGACUGCUGGCCACCUUUCUUCAUGAUGAUGUUUCUGUGGCCAAUAGAGGAUGUUACCUCUGAAAGACGAGAUAGCUGUGAUUUGACCUUUUACAUUGAUGAACUAAGAGAGAGAUUUUCAGGUGCUGAGAAUUUCAGGAAAGGUUUGACUAGCGAAAAGCGACCCCCGCGAUUUCAGACAAGAGCACGAACACACUUUUUCUUGGGACAAGGCACAGAUCUUCAAGUAUUUGCCCAUAUCAAUGAGCUCCACACUACUCCAGGUAAAAUCGACGGAGCAGACAGCGAAGAUGAUUUUUGGUCGUCUGAUCUUGUAAGAAGUCGAUUAGCUCGCUUGGAAGGAACUUUACUGAAUCCUACAUCCCUGGUGCACCUCUCUAAGAAGGGAAAAAUCAACAUCAAACUGGCAGCGCCGUUUAAACGUCAAGUGCCAAGCCAAGAGAUCGUCACGUUCUACCUCGGAUUCACCUGGGAUGGCCCAGUUGCGUAUGAUAUUAAGGUAAAGGGGAAAGAAUCUCGUGACGGUACAGCACCACGCUUUCACCAAGCUUACCCAAGUUUGAACGUACCUUCUGAAAAAUCCAAGACUUCACUUUCCCGUAAGUUAUCCAAGAUUGAUAAGCUUCGGGAGGAAUGCCAAAAGCUGCGAGGCAAACUGGAGGGCGUAAAAGCUUCUUCUAAACACCAUGUGAAAGUCAAAACCAAAGAGCAGGGAUGUGUUUGGAAACCCACGAAAGACGCGAUUCAGUUGUACAAGCGCCAGUUGGAGGAAAAAAACGAUGAACUUCGUCGUGCUUUAAUGGAAGACACGUCAUCAACGGAGGACUUUUAAACUCAUCAAUGGACAGCUACCUUCAACCACUAGUUGGUUCCGUCUUAAUUGCACUUAUUGCAAAUUCACCAGCCGUCGUGAAUUACAAGCUGAAGGUAAAAUACAUG
Acanthaster planci (crown-of-thorns starfish) is the source of this 6204-nucleotide messenger RNA. Its product is annotated as sterile alpha motif domain-containing protein 9-like. The record is from RefSeq and is a predicted model, not a curated record. Gene Ontology annotation, molecular function: protein binding. Lineage: Eukaryota; Metazoa; Echinodermata; Asteroidea; Valvatida; Acanthasteridae. Gene Ontology annotation, cellular component: cytoplasm.